Caenorhabditis bovis is the source of this 849-nucleotide messenger RNA. NCBI's taxonomy places the organism in Eukaryota, Metazoa, Nematoda, Chromadorea, Rhabditida, Rhabditidae. The record is from the annotation of a GenBank genome assembly.
AUGGAAGUUCCCAAGAUGAAAGAUGUCAUGAAAUCGCCGAUUGAGGAAACGAUUGAGAAAAUGCUUCGAAUCCGAUGGCUUGUUGCUCUCGGAGCACUGCUUCCAGGCGCUGCCUGCUACUUUGUUGUCGCUUACACCUAUAUUUUCCAAUUUGAGAAGGUCUCAAAUUUCACAGAAAGCAAGGAAUGCAAAAAUCUAACCAUUACCCUUCCACCUGUCUCGUAUUCAAUUGGAGUGUGGGCGCCGCAAAAAUUUAUUUGGCUUUUCAUUAUGUUCAUCCACUUGCCGCCAAGGUUGUUCUUUUUAACGCUUUACCGCCGAUUAUUCCUCAACACUGCGCCAAAAAGCAGUUGGUACCAGUUCGCCAUUGACUUCUACAUGUUCACACUUCGUCUGGAACCGAUUGGAUUAAUUCUCGUCUCGGUGGUUGACAUCAAUGGGGGAUUCCUGAUUCACGCGUUCGGAUUUGCGAUUUGGAUUAUUUCGUUCAAUUUCAACAUGCUUUUCAAUAUAAUCCUUCAUCAUUUCUCGGGAAUUCGCGAUGUUCAUAACAGGAUGGAGACGACGUGGAGAAUCAAGCUCGUCAUCUUCAUUGUCGGAAUAAUCGCGGCGCUGUCAACUCCAAUCAGCUAUCCGUACUUUGCAGCGCAUUGCAGCGUGACAGCCUACAAUCUUUUUUCGCUGGCCGAAUUAAUCGAAGUCGGCUGCAAUUCGAUAUUCUACACAAUCGCCUAUUGGGAUUUCCCGAAAACGCGUAUCACCAUCGGAAUAAAGAGUGUGCAGCGCGAUUUGAACGAGCUCGAGAAGCGGCAAAACGUGAUGGCGUUGCCCGCCAAACUUGGAAUUUAA